Penicillium cataractarum is the source of this 531-nucleotide messenger RNA. RefSeq names its product Polyketide synthase enoylreductase. NCBI's taxonomy places the organism in Eukaryota, Fungi, Ascomycota, Eurotiomycetes, Eurotiales, Aspergillaceae. The coding region runs from base 1 to 531 and encodes 176 amino acids. The transcript has 2 exons. The record is from RefSeq and is a predicted model, not a curated record.
AUGCGUUGUGGAGGAAUUACCGUUUAUGCCGCGUUAAGGAAAUGCAGUGCAAAGCCAGCUCUGGAAUUUGGUGAUAAGAAGGACUUUGCGGAAGAAUGCGGUGCUGAGUCUUACAUUGAUCUCCCCAAGUAUAGCAAUGGUGAUCCUCAACUUACUACUGAUGUAAAGAGGAUUACAUCCUAUGGACUCGGCGCCACAGCGGUGAUUGUGUGUACAGGUGCUAAUAGUGCAUAUGCUGAUUCGGUUUCUUUGGUGCGGUUUGCGGGUACCGUUGUCUAUGUUGGUGUUCCUGAGGGGGCACCGGUUGCCAUUGCAUCUGCCCAUCCCGCUAAAUUACUCAGCCAGGAGAUCAGCAUUGUGGGGAGUGUUGUUGGAAAUCGUAUGGAUGCUAUUGAAACGAUGGAUAUGGCUGCUCGUGGGGUCGCAACGACAAGGGUCACAGUCCAGCCAAUGUCAAGCCUGAAGGAUGUCUUUGACAAGAUGAACAAUCGUCAGCUGAAGGGUCGUAUUGUUUUGGAUCUGUUUCAGUGA